Messenger RNA from Colletotrichum spaethianum, 1008 nucleotides. RefSeq lists its product as uncharacterized. The record is from RefSeq and is a predicted model, not a curated record. The transcript is spliced from 2 exons. NCBI's taxonomy places the organism in Eukaryota, Fungi, Ascomycota, Sordariomycetes, Glomerellales, Glomerellaceae. The coding region runs from base 1 to 1008 and encodes 335 amino acids.
AUGCCUCCUCCUGCCAAGAAACAGAAGCGCGAACGCAUGGAGCUCGAUGCAAGCAAUAUUCAUAUAGCAGAGUCCCAAAUCCUCCUUGCGACUAACGCCCCUCUGUUCUUGGAGCCGACUAGGGAUGCGGAAGAGACAAUUGCCCUUCUGGACGUCCUGGCGCAUCCCAAGCACUCGGAUUCGCCUCCUCAGCCUAAAACCAGGAAGAGGACCGUGGCGGAGAUGGCAGCCGACGAAGCGGCUGCGGCAGAUCAGGAGAGAUAUAUGCUCAUCUUGGACGAACGGCUCUCUUCCAGCACCAAUGGCGCACAAGGUGGAGGCAACGGGGCCGACAAGGAAGGCCCAGCUGUUGUGUCUACCUUUGAGCCGAGGUUCGAGCGCUUCAAGGUCAUUGCCGAUAUCAAGAGAGAGCAUGACGAGAGGAAAGAACAGGAGAAGGUCAAGGCGGCCGAGGCCGAGCGGAAACUCGCACAGGAGAAGCAGAAGCAGAUGCAGGAGCAGCAAGCCGUCAUUGCGGCUCAAAGACAAGCAGAAGCGGAGAAAGUGCGGCGCGAACAUCAAAUGGCCCAGGAACUCAAGGCUCGUCAAGAGCAGCAGCAGAGAGAACAGCAGAGACGGGCUAUGGCUGCACAAGCCGCUGCGAGCCAGGCUGCCCAGAACAACCAGAAUGCCGCGGCAAACAUGGCACAGCAGCAACAGGCGAAUGGUCCUAUGCCCAAUGGCACAUCCAGUGGCGUUGCAAGCGCCGUACCGGCCCAGGCUCGCUUCUCUCAAGCAUCUCAGCCUGCUGUGUCUUCGCCCGUUGUUCGCCAAGGAACGCCGCACAGCAUGUCGUCCCCCAUGCCCGGCGCAGUGCCCAUGCAGCAGUCCAACUCGCAAAUGGCCAACAGCCCUCCACGCCCACCAUCCGCAGUUCCUGGCCACCCAGCCAACGUUGGCGGCGUUCCGAUGUCGCACAGCAUGGAACACCUGGUUCUCGUCCGGCAGUGGCGGCUACACCUCGGAUGA